This is a messenger RNA of Cyclopterus lumpus (lumpfish), 1308 nucleotides long. RefSeq names its product MARVEL domain containing 3 (gene marveld3). NCBI's taxonomy places the organism in Eukaryota, Metazoa, Chordata, Actinopteri, Perciformes, Cyclopteridae. The transcript has 4 exons. The coding region runs from base 129 to 1094 and encodes 321 amino acids. The record is from RefSeq and is a predicted model, not a curated record. Gene Ontology annotation, cellular component: membrane.
GCACAGUACAGGUGGGUGGCAGGAGGAGGAAAUCUCAAACAGGAAGCUGUAAAAGGUGGGCAAUUGUUUUCCUCGGAAUCAACGAAAACACGACCACAUAGUGUACGAGGUCCAAAAGGUAGAGGGAAAUGGGGGGUAAGCGGGUAAGACCCCACCAGAGGAGUGAUGUGUAUGAUGAGUACAGUAGCAGGGACAGAGACUACUCAAACGAUGGACACCACCAACCAUAUGAUGGCAGAGAUCGCAACCAAAAGCCAAGAGACAUGGAUGAGAGAGGCUCUGCUGGUGACAGGAGGGCCAAACAAAACAGACAGAGGGACAUGACAACUGCCUCUCAUGAGGAGCCUGAUUACAGAGACCACGGCCAUGAAGGACCCUCAAGACUGUCCAGAGAGACUACAGUCUCUCACUCUGAAGGGGAGUAUUAUGAGCAUCAACACAGACAAGCUCUUUACAAUCUCAGAUACAUCUUAACCAGCAGAGGUCUUUGCCAGCUGAUGGAGCUGUUUGUGAAUCUGCUUGUGGUCAUCUGUGCUGGACUGCCAUACAGCAACAACGGGGGCUACCGGGACCUGGCCAGCCUCGGUGGAAUCUACUAUUAUCACUUUGGUGGAGCCAAUGCCUUCACUGGAGCCGAUGCAGACAGGGUGAAGGAGCUGGACCAACUGUUCCACCAGCUCAAGCGACCUCCCUAUGUCUUCACCAUGGCCUGUGGUGGAGUUUUAAUGAUCUACGCAUGUGCCAUGCUGGCCCUGGGGAUUUUCAGGGUCCCUUACCGCUGGCCCCCUGUGCUGCUUGGGGAGGCUCUGCUGAACCUCCUGAUCGGCCUGGGCUACAUCCCUGCUCUGGCCUUCUACUUUAUUAAGCUGCAGGAAACCUACAAUGAUCCUAUCUGUACAGAGAGAGCGCAGAUGUACAAAAGCAAAGGGCACAAGGGCUUUGAUUGCCAGUUUCAUGGUGCAGAUAUUGCAGUUGGUCUCUUUGGGGUGCUCGGGGUGUUUGUUUUCAUCUUCGGUGCAGUUUUGGCUGUUAAAGCUUUCAGGUCUGUGCGGGAGCUAAAGAAGCAAAGAACAAAUGAGGACAACAAUUUUUAAGACUUUUCUCCUUGGCACAUUUGAACAAAAGUGGGAUUGAUGAGAAAUCCCUCUGACGAGACGACACAAGUAGUUUGUCAUAUACGUUGUUAUUAUGUUGUCUGGUUGAAUGUGAUUCUUUUUUUUAAAUCCACUUUUUAUACUUUUCCAGGUUACAUACAUGUGUACUGUGUCUGUUACAUCUUCUUUAAAUGUGUAGCUAUAAUAAACUACU